UUUCACGUUGGAGCGACUGGAAAUGACCAGCAGAACAACUGCGAAUUGUGUACAGAGACACACGAGAAUGUAAUCGGUUUGUAGAAAUGGAUGUCGAAUCUAGAUGGAGGGUUGUGCGGCAACGAAGGCUAUGCUUUAAUUGUUUAGGUCGUAGCCAUAGAAGCAACAAGUACCAAAAAACACAAAUGCUCUGCGACGAAUUGUUUGAAGAAAGUUCGAGAAUUGUUACACGCAGCCGAACAAAGAAAUGCAAAUGGAGCACGGCCUCAAGACGUAUCAAGGCAACCAGUGUUUACUAACGCGGUCGCUCAGCAACAAAACGUAAAUAUUAUUUUCAAAAUUUUGCCGGUGAAAUUAUAUGCGAAUGGUAGGGAGGUAACGUGUUACGCGUUUAUUGAUGAAGGCUCCGCAGUGACGUUGAUGAACAAAAGAUUGGCAGACCAGCUUGGCUUAAAGGGUAGCAAGGAAAAGCUGACACUGCAAUGGUUUGGCAACAAUUCCGUAACUCAAAUGGUUUUAUCAAGUAGUAUUAAGAUUUCAGGCUCUGAUCCAAAUAGCAGGCGAUUCUGCAUGAAGAGCGUUAAGGUCGUUGAGGACUUACAGUUACAAAGCAAACGUUGAAUGUGUCGGAGCUUCACUGGAAAUAUCGAUACUCGAAACAGCUACCACUUGCCAACUACGAAGCGGUGAUACCAGAGCUGUUGAUUGGUCUCGAUAGUGCGCAUUUGGGUGUGGCAAAGCGAGUUGCUGCUGAUGGAAGGCGUGGACCCACAGUGGUACUGACGAAAUUUGGUUGGGUACUUUAUGGUCCAAGCAAAGCAAACUCCACAUCUGUUAGUCACCAUUCCUUAUUUGUGCACAUCAGCAGCGAAUCGAAGCUGGAACAGCUAGUAGAGGACUUCAUUGCGAAUGACAAUAUGCAGGUUAGUGGCGUACACAAUCACGUAGAGAGCGCGGCGGUAGCGAGAGCCAACUAUUUACUCAACACAACGACGGGUCGCCUAUGGAAAAGUGAUGACGUGGUUCUCCCGGAUAGCAGGAGCAUGGCAGAGAAGUGGCUCAUGGCACUGGAGCGAAAAUUUAGCAACAAUACAGAUUUAUGAGAACAAUACAUGCAGGUUAUGGCUGAGUACCAGGAAAAAGCCUACGUAAGGCGUUUGAGUGAGGCGGAAGCACAGCAGCGGGCCCGAAGAACCUGGUACUUACCACAUUUUGGAGUGCGCAGCUUAAACAAACCAGAAAAGCUGCGAUUAGUAUUUGACGCUGCAGCUGAAACAGAUGGCGUUUCUCUAAAUUCAGCCCUGCUAAGCGGACCUGACUUGGGUCAACCGCUAACGAUGGUUUUAAUGAAAUUCAGGCAGAAACCAAUUGGAGUUUGUGCAGAUGUGGUAGAGAUGUUCCAUCAGGUGCGGAUACAACGCCAGGAUCAAGAUGAACAACGGUUCCUGUGGAGAAGGAAACCAGCGGCACCCGUUGUGGACUACGUGAUGACGGUGAUGACAUUUGUUCGCCAUGCUCAGCCCAGUUCGU
Rhagoletis pomonella (apple maggot) is the source of this 1530-nucleotide messenger RNA. RefSeq lists its product as uncharacterized. NCBI's taxonomy places the organism in Eukaryota, Metazoa, Arthropoda, Insecta, Diptera, Tephritidae. The record is from RefSeq and is a predicted model, not a curated record.